AUUAUAAUCCCCUACACGUCGACGUCGGCAAUACUUGGCAACGCGGAGGAUGAAUUUGCAAAUAAGAAGAAGGAAAGCCCCAAUUCCCAAAUUGCAUACACGCAAAAACAUUGAUUUCAAAUAUGGACGUGUUUGGGAUUGGAUCCGUCUAAUUAAAACCCCAUUCUUCCUUCUCUGAUUUCUCCUACCGUCUCCAUCAAACUACCUUGUCGACCAGCUGAAAUUUGUGUGAGAAUUGAAGAAAUAGAAGAAGAAGCUGAAGCGGAAGUGAAGAGAAACAAGAUGAUCCAGUUGCUGUUCAGCCUGAUAUUCGCGGAGAUGGCGCUGAUCGUGGCGUUCGUGUUCAAAACUCCUCUGAGGAAGCUGGUCAUAAUGGGGCUGGACCGCCUCAAGCGCGGCCGCGGCCCAGUCGUCGUGAAGACCAUCUCCGGGACUCUCUUCGUGCUCAUGGUGGCUACCGUCUACAAUGUGGUGGCGAUCCAGAGGCGUUGGAUCCAAGAUGGCGCUGAAGUUAAUCCCACCGAUCAGGUCAUCCUCGCCAAGCACCUUCUCGAAGCUUCUCUCAUGGGAUUCUCCCUUUUCCUUGCCCUGAUGAUUGACAGGCUGCAUCACUACAUCCGAGAACUGCGUAUAAGAAGGAAGAGCGCUGAAGCAGUGAAAAAACAAAACCGAGUAUUUGAUGAUAACAGGCCUCCAGCGCCUGAGGAAAUCAAAGUACUGGAAGACGAGAUGAGUAAAAUGCGUGGAAUGAUAGGUAAGCUAGAGAAACAGCUUGAAGAAAAAAAUAAAGAGGCAGGCAGUGCGGAAGCCAAUGCAAUGGCCUUGAAGAAGCAAUCAGAAGGCUUUCUUCUUGAAUAUGACCGCUUGCUUGAAGAGAACCAAAACCUUCGAAGCCAACUGCAAUCUCUAGAUCGAAAAUUUUCCUUUUCUGAGAGCAAAAAAGUAAUGUAAGGCACCUUACUAUAUAGUGUGGUUUUUCUUUUCUGGUUUUCUAGCACGCACUUGUGUUGUUAUACAGCAGCAGCAGCACCAGUUUCCUCCAUGUUCAAGUAGAAAGAGGCUCCAUAUUUUGUUUUCCUUUUCUUCUUUUAGUUAUUUCCACAAAGAACAAAUACCCAAAAAUGAUAAAUAGUCUUUCGUUGA
Molecule: messenger RNA, 1143 nt
Organism: Salvia miltiorrhiza (redroot sage)
Lineage: Eukaryota; Viridiplantae; Streptophyta; Magnoliopsida; Lamiales; Lamiaceae
Exons: 2
Coding region: 283-951 (222 amino acids)
Biological process (GO): intracellular protein transport; endoplasmic reticulum to Golgi vesicle-mediated transport
Cellular component (GO): endoplasmic reticulum membrane; endoplasmic reticulum
Source: RefSeq, a predicted model, not a curated record